CUCGUCUAGCGUCUCUAAACAGCAACGUCGGAGUCUAGGGGAGACUAUUCUUGAGAGAUGAAGAAUCAGACAGAGGGAUAAAGAAACAGUUAGAACUAGAAAAACGCUUGCAACAGACGAAAUAAGGAACUGAAUGUGUAAAACCAGCAACAUUUUGAUUUAUCUCUCCCCUAGUUCUCUCAGGCACACUGACAUUAAUAAUAUUAAACAAUCACCUUGUGCCUCAAACCUGCUUUAUAACAACUAAGGAUAGUUUUAUUCUUAGCUUAAACCAAACCAGCAAUAGAAAAAGGAUCCUAACGUUUCCUCAGAUUAGCCAAAAGCAGAUUCCAAAAACACAUCAACACUACAGCCUACAUUCCAGUGAGAAAAAAGGUAAACUUAUCACAAGACUUGUUAACAAAAAUAUAUAGUAUUUCAUAUCAAACUGCUGGCUGAGUCCUACAGGUGCCUGAUUACACUAACCUAAACCAUUUUAGCUAUUGAUCAAUAAAAACAGUUACAAAGCAUCUAUACGUUCCAUAAAAGCUAGCCCUAAUAAAUUAAACACAUCCAACAGUCAUUGGCAGUCCUGUUUACCCAUCAUGGCCUCCAUCACCCAAUCAUCUGAGCCCGAGAUCCCAGACAACCACAAAGAGAGCUGGCUGGCACUACUUGCCGCAGCGGAGGGAUAUUGUCAGAAGUCAGGCUGCGACCUGGCUAUUCUUACAGCCUGUAAGAAGUUCUGGCCAUCUGUAGUGGAGGGAGAUGAGAGGAAAAGGGAAAGUGGCAGUGGCUUGCCUGCCGGAGGCCGGAAGUGGGAUUUCUCCUAUCACGUGUGGGGUCAGGGGGCUUUGGCUGAGUCUUCGCGGCGCUACAUGGACGACAUUGCGGUGCUGCACUCCACAUCUAUGCUAACGGCGCAUAGAUAUACACGUCURAGUGCAGGAGACGGAGGAGCUAAACUGGUAGUGGACAUGCCCACUGACAGGGCGGGCCUAACAGGGGCUGUCAUUGGCCAAGCUGCUGGGCAGCAUGGGAAUGGAGAGAGGGAGCGAGARAUGGCUGUGAUGAUAGAGGAGGCUGGACGAGGGAGAGACAUUCCUGGAAUUGGGGACUUGGAGGAAGAGUGUGAGGAAGAGGAGGACAUGGACGAAAGGAGCCGUAAUCUGAAUGAGACUGCAGGAGUGUUUUCCAUGGAUGAGGACUCGCUGUCUCGUGACUGUGAACCAUUCUUUGAGUCCGAUGGAGAGGAGGAGAGCACUGAUGGCUCGUUAAGUGAGGACUGUCCUCCUCCCCCGCGCAGCAUGGCCAUGGGGCAGUCGUUCUCAUCCCGACACCCCAACCCCAUGAACAUGGCCCGCUCUCUCCCCGUGUCUGUUCCUGUGUGGGGCUUCAAGGGCAACAGACCCCACCAGGGAGAAGGCCACAGUGGGGAACGGGCUGGUGUAGCUGACCUGGAUCAUAUUGCUGCCAGCAUGAAGGCCCUGUUGGCCCCUGGAGCCAACGACGGAACAGAAAUGUUUGGAGGACUACCUCGCCCUCGCCUCAACACGGGAGACUUCUCCCUCAAACACUGAGAGAGCCAAAGAAAGUGAGGGGAUGAAGGAGUGAGGAGAGUGUCUGUGGAUGAAAGAGAGCCAAUUGAUUGGCUGGCAGGCAGAAAAGUCCCCCUGUGUAUUAGCUAAUCACUAACCCCAAAUUUGGUAGUAACAACAGUGAACCCAGAGAGGAUUAAUGACAUAACAUAUGCUCGUAUACACACUGAGAUCAUUUUCAACACAUUACAUUACACCCGUACACACUUAAACACUACAAGACAACUCACUACA
Molecule: messenger RNA, 1811 nt
Organism: Salvelinus sp. IW2-2015
Lineage: Eukaryota; Metazoa; Chordata; Actinopteri; Salmoniformes; Salmonidae
Source: RefSeq, a predicted model, not a curated record